Molecule: messenger RNA, 2202 nt
Organism: Lycium barbarum (goji berry)
Lineage: Eukaryota; Viridiplantae; Streptophyta; Magnoliopsida; Solanales; Solanaceae
Product: wall-associated receptor kinase-like 20
Exons: 3
Coding region: 50-1936 (628 amino acids)
Biological process (GO): protein phosphorylation
Molecular function (GO): polysaccharide binding; protein kinase activity; ATP binding
Source: RefSeq, a predicted model, not a curated record
CCCCAACCCCCAACUCUUCACCUUCCAAAAAACAAAAAAAAAAAAAGAAAUGGCAACUUCUUCCAUGGCAGCUCUGCUGGUGCUGCUAAUGUGCACCACCAGUGCACUUUGUGCUCGCCAGUGCGCCGAUUGUGGUUCCUCACCUGUCCCUUAUCCACUCAGCACUGGCUCUGAUUGUGGCGAUCAAUCUUACAAAAUACGUUGCACUGACACCCAACUUUUAUUCGAUACUCUCAACAAUUCCUAUCCAAUCAGUUCCAUUUAUCCAGAAACACAACGACUUAUUAUCGAACCCUCACCUUUCUUACCCAACACCUGCAUCACACAGGAUAUUUCCACCGUUGGCAUUCAGUUAAACUCAUCACUCCCUUUCAACAUCACAAGUAGCAACACAAUCAUUUUCCUUAACUGCUCCGAAACUCUGCUGAGGUCACCUCUCGACUGCUCUUCAUCCAGUUUAUGCCACGUGUACUUGAAUGGAAGUCGUGGAGGUGAUGUAUUCGAAUGUACACAGACGCCGAUUUGCUGUACUUUCGGGGCAGGUGGAUCGUCCACGUCGCAUAUGAUUCGGGUCAAGGAAUCAGGUUGUCGGGCUUAUAGGAGUUUUGUGAACUUGGAUGCGGAGUUGCCUGUGAGUAGAUGGGCAAAACCCGGGUUGGAACUGCAGUGGGUUUUGCCGUUAGAGCCGGUUUGUACGGGUCAGUUCGAAUGUGAUUCGGACUCCACGUGUAGACCCGACCCGGGUUUGAAUGGUGGUGGUGGUGGGGUUAGUAGAUGUUUUUGUCAUACCGGGUUUCAUUGGGACCCAAUUGCCGCGUUAUGUGCCCAGAAUGUGACGUGCCAAGAUCCUGAUGGUUGUGGUAGCGACCACACUGCACUCAUAGCAGGUUUGACAUCAGGGGUGGGUGUGGCAGUGAUUGCUGCUGUAAUUGGGAUUCUUGUGUACAGACGUCACAAGCGAAUUAAGGAUGCACAAGACCGACUAGCUCGGGAACGGGAAGAUAUUCUUAGCUCAGGUGGUAUAAAAUCUGCAAAGCUAUUUACAGGCAAAGAAAUAAAGAAAGCAACAAACAAUUUCUCUAAGGACCGGCUUCUUGGCACUGGGGGUUAUGGUGAAGUUUACUAUGGUACACUUGAUGAUGGUACUGCGGUUGCUGUCAAGUGUGCCAAGCUAGGGAAUACUAAAGGCAUUGAUCAAGUUCUCAAUGAGGUUAGAAUACUUUGUCAGGUUAACCACAAGAACCUCUUGGGCAUUCUAGGUUGUUGUGUUGAGCUUGAACAGCCAUUGCUGGUUUAUGAGUAUGUCCCGAAUGGAACUCUUAAUGAUCAUUUGCAUGGGAAAAGCAAAUUUCUAACAUGGAAUUUCCGGCUCAGCAUCGCCCACGCAACUGCAGAGGGACUUGCUUACUUGCAUUUCUCUGCAGUUCCUCCCAUUUACCAUCGCGAUGUCAAGUCUAGCAACAUUCUGCUCGAUGAAAAGUUGAAUGCUAAGGUCUCGGAUUUUGGUCUUUCACGGUUGGCACAUGCGGAUCUGAGUCAUGUGUCCACCUGUGCUCAGGGUACCCUCGGUUAUCUUGACCCUGAGUACUACAGGAACUAUCAAUUGACAGACAAGAGUGAUGUGUACAGUUUCGGGGUUGUGUUGUUGGAACUCUUGACAUCCCAAAAGGCAAUAGACUUUAAUCGGGAACAGGAUGAUGUGAACUUGGCUGUAUACGUGGCAAGGUUGAUAGAGGAAGAGAGAAUAAUGGAUGCUGUUGAUCCUGCAUUAAAGGAGGGAGCAACCAGCUUGGAGUUGGAGACAAUGAAGGCACUCGGAUUUCUGGCUCUCAGUUGCUUGGAGGAAAGAAGACAAAGCAGGCCUCCCAUGAAAGAAGUAGCCGAGGAGAUUGAGUACAUACUCACUAUUGCUACUGCAAAAGCAAGAAAUCAAUGACAUGUUCAAAAUGGUAAAUGCAUUCUUGUGUGUAUUUUAGGUUGAUUGAGUGUUCUUCUUUGAGAGCUUGUUUGUUGUAAAUACAACUAGAGAGUGAGUGAGUUAGUUUAUACACACAUAUCUAGAGUUGCCUUUUUAUCUCUUUUCCAUCCUCUUCCUGCCAAGUCCACUUAGGGAUAGUAUUCUCGUUUUCCGAAAUUUUGUUCACCUUUCAAGGAACUCUCUUGAGAAGGCAAAGCAAAAGAUCCCAUAUUUUUUUUUGGCUA